UCAACAGACUUGGAUAGGUGCUACUAUAGGCCAUCUUGGAAAUCUCCUAAAUCCCUUAAUUUUUUCCCCUCCCUUCUCCAGACUGAAAAUCCUGCUCCAAGUCCGGGAUCUGCUUUUAGACCAGAGGAUGAAAUAGAACAGUUGACCAAAAAGAUGCUGUAUGACAUGGAGAAUCCCCCUUCAGAAGAAUACUUCGGUCGUUGUGCCCGCUGUGGGGAGAACGUGGUGGGGGAAGGAAGCGGCUGCACAGCCAUGGACCAAGUCUUCCACGUCAGCUGCUUCACCUGCAUGAUUUGCCACCAGAAGCUCCGGGGACAACCUUUCUACGCCGUGGAGAAGAAGGCCUACUGCGAGCCUUGCUACAUCGGCACCCUGGAGCAAUGCAGCGUCUGUGCCAAGCCCAUCAUGGAGCGCAUCUUGCGGGCCACGGGGAAAGCUUACCACCCUCACUGCUUCACCUGUGUGGUUUGCAACCGGAGCCUGGACGGCAUCCCGUUCACUGUGGAUGCCGGGGGCAAUAUUCACUGCAGUGAGGAUUUCCACAGGAAAUUUGCCCCACGAUGCUCCGUCUGCAAGGAACCCAUCAUGCCUGCCCAGGGCCAGGAGGAAACUAUCCGGAUUGUGGCCCUGGACCGUGACUUCCACGUCCUAUGCUACCGCUGUGAGGACUGCGGGGGGCUCCUGUCCGAAGGGGACAAUCAAGGCUGCUACCCGCUGGACGACCACAUUCUCUGCAAGGGCUGCAACUCCGCCCGGAUCCAGGCGCUGACCGCCAAGGCCAGCACUGACCUCUGAAGGGGGCACGGCUCCCCCCCGCCCCCCCGGGACUCUCCUGCACACUACUUGCCCCCCAAACACACAGACAACAGAUUGUGCCAUCUUUCUCUCUCACCAACACCCCCCUUUUGGCUGUCAUGGGAAGGUUUUUCUGGGUGGGGGUCCUGAGGUUCUUUCAAGGGGGCUUCUUAGCCUCCCCCCACCCCCCAUGGAAAGGUCCCUUCCCCGGAUUCCGGGAGACAGAGAGAGAGGGGAUGGGGAAUGUGUCCAAUUUCCAUCUGAUUAGGUUUUGGGGUGUCUCCAUUCACGCAAAUUUAAGAGUGGGGGUGUCUGGGGUGAGGGGUGGGGGGAAUCCCUAGAUGGGGGUCACGGCCUGACACACCUUUCCACCUGCAUGCCUUAAUUGCACAUCUGUCUUUACCAUAAUCGGGAAUUUUUUCUGGCCCUCCAUUCAACAGAUUUACCCCAAUUUCCUCCUUGUCUCCAUUCAUCCUGUGUUUUAUAUGCAUAUUUCUCCCCUGUGCCUUUUACACCGUUGCCUGAGGGUUUUUCCCCCCCUUCGGCAAGCCUUAAGCUCGAUUUGCACAUUUCUACAGCGAGUCCUCUACUUACGACCCCAACAGUUCCGUCACUAAGCGAGGCGGGGGGAGAGUUAAGUGAAGGGUGCCUCGUUUCACGAGCUUUUUUUUCUGACCGAGGUGGUUAAGGGAACCACUGCGGUCCUUAAGUGAAUCACACGGUCAUUAAGUGAACCUGGCUUCCCUGUUGACUUCGCCAGCCAGAAAGUCGCAAAAGGGGACCCCGGGACUCUGCAACCAUCAUAAGUACAUGCCAGUUGCCAAGCCUCUUAAUUUCGAUCACGUGGACGCCCUGGGGAUGCAGCGACCGUCGUAAAUGUGAACCAGCUGGCAAGCGUCCGAAUUUUGAUCACGUGACCCCGGGAUGCUGAAAUGGUCUUAAGUGUGAAAGGCCUAGCUCCCUUUUUUCAGUGCCGCUGCAAAUUUCAACGGUCACUAAACAAAGCAACUGUAAUUUUGAGGAUUAUCUGACUAUCCAUAUCCACUUGAUACCUAGGAUCGUCUCCUGUUUUGACAUUUUAUGCCUUAAAAAGGAAAGAAAUCAAAGCAACUGAUAGAAAUUGGGGGCUGAUUGUGUUUUUCACUCGCCCUCCAGGCUCAAAAUAGAUUCAGCAAGACAAAAGAUUCAAUUGCCUGGUUUUACAGAUGGACUCAUUUACGUGAUCUGGCUGUUUUCAUUUAUUGGAAGCAGUUAAGAGAAACACACAAUGCGUUUCAUCCGUUUCCUGACUAGGUCGUCCUGGACUUACGGCCGUAAUUUGGAGGGACCAGUUAAAUGAAUCGCGCCUUAUUUCACAGCCCUUGCCGCCACGGUUUUUAAGCGAAUCACUGCCAUUGUUAAGCGAACCACAAGGUCAUUAAGCAAAUUUGUUGAGAGCUGUUCGCGGACACACAACCCCAGCCACACUGCAACCGUCAUAAAUACAUGCUGAUUUGAUUGCAGGCUGUAGCGGUCAUAAGUGAGAGGACCGGUCGUAAGUCCCAUGUCUUCAGUGCCGUUGUAACUUUGAACUGUUGUUCAAUGAACGGUUGUAAGUCAAGGACCAUCUCUAUGGAUUUAUUUCUGGGUUUUGCAGUAGAGUAAAAUUUCCCCAGUCUUUUUCAACUCUGGCUCCUUUAAGAGGAACGGACUUCAACUCCCAGAAUUCCCCAGCACCAAAAGUUGGAAUCAUUUCACAGUUCCUUCCCCUGCUGAUCUCGGGGACAUCCUCGCUACCCAGAUGGACGGGACAGUCCUGCAGAAACGCCCUGUUCCGAAUCUUCAAGGUAGAGAGAGAUAUUUCUUCUCUCUAGGCACACUGAGAAUGUAUCUGCAGAACAAAACUCCUCAUUGGUGACAAGAAGGGCAUCGGGCCAGAAAACAGUUCCCAGACUCCACCUUGCAAGAGAUUAUGUUAAAAGAGGAGGAUAGAGGAAUAUAUUGAUUGCAAAGCAUCAUGUAACCGAGUGCCCCCAGUGUGCCUUUUGCAGAAGGAAUUUGGGGGCCUAAUUCGAGCAGACAUAUGUUUGACGUAUUCUUCUUUUGAAUGAUCAAGAAAAGGAAGAGGGGAAGGGAAGGCUCCGUCUGGCUGCUCAAGCAGAAAACAA
This is a messenger RNA of Thamnophis elegans (Western terrestrial garter snake), 2942 nucleotides long. RefSeq names its product LIM domain containing preferred translocation partner in lipoma (gene LPP). The record is from RefSeq and is a predicted model, not a curated record. The transcript is spliced from 5 exons. NCBI's taxonomy places the organism in Eukaryota, Metazoa, Chordata, Lepidosauria, Squamata, Natricidae. Gene Ontology annotation, cellular component: focal adhesion; stress fiber. The annotation marks the transcript as partial. Gene Ontology annotation, biological process: cell-cell adhesion.